AUCAGUUGUCUGCUAGAAGAAGCCACAGUCAUCUGACAGAGGAAACGGACACCACCAUCCGAGGUCCUCUCUCCCCUCCUCGCCACUCCGCCCGGAAUCAACCAUGGCCUUCUGCGGCUACAAAUUCUCGCUGUGCCUCCUGCUGAUCAGCUGUUGGGGCCUGGUGCAGCUGCUGUUGAUGGGGAUGCUGUUCUACUGCGAGACGCCGGCCUUCCUCGAGGACCUGCCGCUGACGGGGCCCUACGAGAACGUCGGCCAGUACAUGAACGACGUCCACCACGGCUUCGGGACCAACGCGCUCAACUGCCUGAUCGCCGCCUGCCUCUACAUCAUCACCCUGGGCGUGUCCGGCUGGCAGUUCUAUCUCAACCAGAAGACGACCUAUCAGGUGUAGGCCUAGGCGGAGUGUCUAGGCCUAGUGGUGC
Molecule: messenger RNA, 425 nt
Organism: Penaeus vannamei (Pacific white shrimp)
Lineage: Eukaryota; Metazoa; Arthropoda; Malacostraca; Decapoda; Penaeidae
Source: RefSeq, a predicted model, not a curated record